Cottoperca gobio is the source of this 1125-nucleotide messenger RNA. RefSeq names its product UDP-glucuronosyltransferase 2C1-like. The record is from RefSeq and is a predicted model, not a curated record. The coding region runs from base 1 to 1125 and encodes 374 amino acids. The transcript has 2 exons. Gene Ontology annotation, molecular function: UDP-glycosyltransferase activity. NCBI's taxonomy places the organism in Eukaryota, Metazoa, Chordata, Actinopteri, Perciformes, Bovichtidae.
AUGAUUGUAGAUAUGUUCAGCGUUCUUGUUGAUGCUCACAGAACCGUGGGUGAAUUUGUAUCAGCAGCACUAGAUGACAAAGAGUUAAUGAGAAACUUGAAAGACAGUAAGUUUGACCUGGUGCUCACUGACCCCUGCUGGGGAAGUGGAGUCAUUUUGGCCAAAUAUUUGAACCUUCCUUUGGUUUAUAAUGUCCGUUGGAUAAUAACUGAAGAGGGUCAUCUUGCUGUUGCUCCUUCACCUUUAUCAUAUAUUCCUAUAACAGGAUCUGGAAACACUGAUAAGAUGACCUUUUUCCAGAGAGUUAAAAACGUCCUUAUGCAUCUAAAUACCCACGUACAUAAUCAGCGGGUAAUUAAGCUAGUAUACCAGAAGUUGUGUGAAAAAUAUCUUGGCGCCGAUAGUGACUUUAACCAAUUAAUGCUUGAUGCAGACCUGUGGCUGAUGAGAGUGGACUUUGUGUUUGAGUUCCCUCGGCCCACCAUGCCUAAUGUUGUCUAUAUUGGAGGCUUCCAGUGUAAACCACCAAAACCUCUUCCUGAACACCUGGAGGAGUUUAAAGUCAUCUGGAGGCAUAAAGGUGACAGACCAGACAAUCUGGGCAACAACACUUUGAUAGUCGACUGGAUGCCACAGAAUGACCUUUUAGGACAUCCCAAGAUCAAACUGUUUGUGGCUCACGGAGGAACAAACGGAGUUCAAGAAGCUAUUUAUCACGGAGUCCCAGUUGUGGGUCUGCCGUUGUUUUUCGACCAAUACGACAACCUGCUGCGUCUGAAAGAGAGAGGAGCUGCUGAGCUUCUUACCGUUCAAACAGUGGACAAAGACAACAAUUUUCUGAAUGCCAUACAGGAAGUCCUGAAUGAGCCCUCCUACAGGAUGAACAUGCAGAGACUCUCCAGGCUGCACAAAGAUCAGCCGAUGAAGCCUCUGGAUACCGCCCUCUUCUGGAUAGAGUUUGUCAUGAGACACAAAGGUGCAGCUCACCUGAAAGCACAGUCUUACAGAAUGCCCUGGUAUUCCUACCACUCCGUUGAUGUGUUUUUGUUCCUGGCUGGAGCUGUGCUGCUCGUGCUUUUAACUUUUUUCAUUUUCAUCAGGUUUUUAUACACCACUAAUGUGUAA